GACUGGCACGAGCGAAGUCUGUGCCCAGUCAGACCUACUCCUCCCAGGUGGUGACACUGUGGUACCGGCCCCCGGACGUGCUCCUUGGGGCCACCGAUUAUUCCACCGCCCUGGACAUCUGGGGAGCGGGUUGCAUAUUCAUUGAGAUGGUGGAAGGUUGUCCAGCUUUUCCUGGUGUGUCUGAUAUCAUGGAGCAACUCCGGAGAAUCUGGGCAGUCCUGGGACUUCCCACAGAAGAGAGUUGGCCUGGAGUCACAGCACUCCCAAACUACCGCACAGAGCACUUUAUACCUCAGCCACCUCAAAAGCUGGGCCAUGUUUGGAAAAGAUUAGGCCUGGUUCCUCAGGCGGAGUCUCUAACAUCGCAGCUCCUCCAGUGCUACCCGCGGGACAGGAGCUCGGCAGAAGAUGCCCUGGCACACGAGUACUUCAGCAGCCUACCCCCUGCUCUGUUCCAGCUCCCCGACAUGGUUUCCAUCUUCAGUGUGGCUGGAGUCCGCUUGGAGCCCGAAGCCCGGAAUGCUUUCCAUCCCUUUCGGAAGGUCAGAUGCACAUCAAUCCUUGCCUGACAUGGAGGGAGAACG
Messenger RNA from Rhincodon typus (whale shark), 584 nucleotides. RefSeq names its product cyclin-dependent kinase 15-like. Gene Ontology annotation, molecular function: cyclin binding; cyclin-dependent protein serine/threonine kinase activity; ATP binding. Gene Ontology annotation, biological process: protein phosphorylation. The transcript is spliced from 6 exons. The record is from RefSeq and is a predicted model, not a curated record. Gene Ontology annotation, cellular component: nucleus; cytoplasm; cytosol. Lineage: Eukaryota; Metazoa; Chordata; Chondrichthyes; Orectolobiformes; Rhincodontidae. The annotation marks the transcript as partial.